Molecule: messenger RNA, 2876 nt
Organism: Euleptes europaea (tarantolino)
Lineage: Eukaryota; Metazoa; Chordata; Lepidosauria; Squamata; Sphaerodactylidae
Product: protein KHNYN-like
Exons: 7
Coding region: 39-2876 (945 amino acids)
Cellular component (GO): cytoplasmic ribonucleoprotein granule; nucleus
Molecular function (GO): RNA endonuclease activity; mRNA binding
Source: RefSeq, a predicted model, not a curated record
GAGUGGGACCCCAAGACCGGAGGCUGCAAUUUCCCACCAUGCCGAGCAGUGGCAGGACCCUGGACGAAUUCGCCGUGCCUGAGGAGGCCCAGGAGAUGAUGACGGUGCACCGCCCCCGGAUUGAGCAGCUCUUCAGGGUGGAGCUGAACGUCUUGGGGGUGCUGGAGUUGGCACAGAGUCCCAGCAGGGAAUCCCAGGGGGCGAGGAAAAUCUGGCUGCAGCUGCAGGGCUGCAGAGAGAAUCUCCAGAGGGCGAAGGAAUACAUCAAGGGUCUCUGUGCCCCGGAGCUGAGUGAAGAGGUCUGGUACCCUAAAGACAUGCAGUGCAUCUUUCUAGGAGCCCAAGGAUUGUUCCUGGACUGCCUCACCCAAGGGACGUCGGCCAACCUCGCUCUUCUCUGCCCUGGCUCCCUUUUGGUCUCGGGCUUGGCUGAAGCCUUUGUCAUGGCCCAGAGUCGAAUCCAGGAUUUUGUGGAGAAAUACAAGAAGAACCCCAAGCUGGAAGAGGAACGGGAAGCCCAGAUCAAGAGGGCCUUCCAGGAACUGGUAGAGACAUAUGAUGAUAAAUAUGCUAUGGACCUCUUGAUACUACCCACUGCAGUGAAGGAGGAGUUGCUCAGCUUGGUGAAGGAGAUUCAGGAAGAAGAGGGGGAGCAGAGGCAACGGAAUGGGUGCUGGUCACCGCCAGGAUUUAGGCAAGACCGCUUGCCGCCGUGGGAAACGGAAACGGUGGGUGGCGGCGGGCCUCAGUCUCCAAGUAGGCCUCAGAAUGUCUCUGGUGUCCCCAUGGGGCUCGGCAGAGUUCGAGGGCAGAGCAGGCCUGGAGACUCCGGGUGUGACGUCCAUGCGGGCUUUGCUAGACAGCAAUCUCCUCACAAGCCUCAAGUUUCUCCCCAGCUACAGUACUCCGCUAGGCCUGGAGAUUUUAGAACUGAGUCACCUUCCAUGGUUGGUAGGCCUCAAGAGCAGGCUUUGUCUCUGGUCUCUAAGGUUGGCUCUCCAACAGGUUGUGCUGAGGUGAGGCCCCGAGACUAUUUGGCAGGUUUGAACGGUCAACAGGGGUGGUCUGAUGAGACAACUUCCCUGAGGCUGACGCUUCCCAAGAGUUCCCCCCAACCCAUUCCGGUUGCUCCUCAUAAGUCUCAGAUUUUCCCUGGUUACUCAGGUCUAACACAGUCUUUGGAGGAACACCUAGAGGAAGGGAAGCAUACAUUUUGCGCGAGGGAAUCCAGCCCCAUUAGCUUACCUGAAGAAAGCAGCGAGGAGGAGUUGUCCUCGUCUUCAUCAGAGACCUUGCUGUCAUCCGGGAUGGAGAAGGAGUUCAAAAUGAGGCUCAACUUCUUUAAAACCAUGGGCUACGAGGAGCGGUUGGUCAAAAAGAUACUCUUGGAGGGUGGUGUGCGGGAGGCCCCUUCAACUAUUCUGGAUCGGGUCCAGAUGGAGGAAGCAGGCUUGUCCCAGAAAGAUGACCUUGGCUUCCAUCAAAGGGAGCCGGGGGAUUCAGAGCACUCUCCCCCACCCCUGGAGAAGGUCCAGGAUAAAGAUGAAUAUCUCUUGGAGGUCAUCAAAACAGCGGUGGCCAACUGCGGUCACUCGCCCAGCAAGAUCCCCACAGGGAUACAGACGGGGGCCCCACUGGCAAACCUGCUGAGGCAACUCAACGAGAAAGGGGGCUGUCAAGACGAGGCUGAGGGGGCCGUCGGGGUGUCCCCUACAAAGCUGGAACGUGGAGGUGUCCCAAGGGCGGCCAUCACAAAUCAUGAGGAAUCUUCACAGCACAGGCCUCAUCAGGAGACGGGCAGGCACCGCGCGUCCCCUUUCCGCGAGGGUGUCCACGUCCCACCCGUUGACGCAGGCCUUCCUGCUUUCUCUCAGGCCAUGCCCCCCAACUCGAACUCCUUUUUCUCCACAUGGGAUUCUGAGGAGAGCCAUUCAGCAGAAAGCUCUAGUCUAGGACCCCCCAACCUUGGUUCUGUUUCUACGGUGACUGGGGCCCAGCGCUUUGAAGAGGCUCUCAAGACUCAGUUCAAGCUGAAGUUGGCCAACACACCAGGGAAGAAGAAUCUACGGCGGGUCAUUAUUGACGGCAGCAACGUGGCCAUGAUGCACGGCUUGAACCAGUUCUUCUCAUGCCGAGGCAUUGCCCUGGCGGUUCAGAAUUUCUGGGACCGGGGUCACCGGGAGGUGACUGUUUUUGUUCCAGCAUAUCGGAUGGAACCAGAUUCCAGUGUGAAAGAGCAACACUUCCUGUUUGAGUUGCGCGAACUGAGCAUCCUCUCCGUCACACCUUCGCGCAAGGUAGCUGGGAAGAGCAUCAUGCCAUACGACGACAGGCUUAUGCUCAAACUGGCAGAAGAGACCAACGGGAUUAUCGUCACCAAUGACCAGUUCCGGGAUCUUGCGAAGGAAUCCAAGAAAUGGAUCCAGAUCAUUAAGGAGAGAGUACUGCAGUACACUUUUGUGGAGAACAUUUUCAUGAUUCCCGAUGACCCGUUGGGACGAGGUGGACCCACCUUAGAGGAAUUCUUGAAGAAAACCCCCAGGACCAAACCGGCCAAUUGCCACACAUUUGCUGGCCGGGCGACUCAGGCACUGGUACCCAUCCAUCCUACUUCACAGACCGAGGUCCUUCGGCUCCGAGACAGAUGGCCAGCCGGUGGCUCGGCUGGGGAUUGGCGGAGGAGGCACCAGGAAAACAGAGCCGAGGAGGAGGGGAAGGAGACAGUCCGGCCCGCAGCGGAGACAGAACGGCUCAGGAGAGAGCUUCUGGAGAUCUUCGUAGGCCAGGACAAGAAGAUCGAUUUUGUCCUCCAGCGGGAUCCUUGCAGCUGCGACCUCAACCUGCUUUCGGAGGCGGUUCUUAGCCUCGGUUUCUGA